Molecule: messenger RNA, 858 nt
Organism: Didymosphaeria variabile
Lineage: Eukaryota; Fungi; Ascomycota; Dothideomycetes; Pleosporales; Didymosphaeriaceae
Exons: 2
Coding region: 1-858 (285 amino acids)
Source: RefSeq, a predicted model, not a curated record
AUGAGUCGAUCGUUGUUCUAUGCUGCGCUGAAUCACGAUUUCUCAGAAGCUAUUUUGGGUGGCUGUCAAUCCACCUUCGACUCAACUGGAUGGCUGGACUCACCACCACCGGAGAAUCCAGAAAGGGAACGUGAAGACUUCACUUGCAUAUCCACGGAGAUUGCGCGGCAUAUGAUCCAAUUGCCUCGAUUGGUAGCGUUGGUUCGACAGGUCCGCAGUGACCCUUUCCACGCUGACGCAAGCAUAGAGGCGUUAUCGUUAGCGGAGCAUCUCUAUUGCCGCUAUUCUGACAUAAUAGCUUCCAGGAUCGACGCGGUGUUGAUCACAGGCGCAGCGUCGGUGGAUACACUCGACGAAGAGCUGGCAAGAUACUGUCCGAAGUCGCUCGAGUUUGAGUGGUUCAACAUCUUCGAGGGCGUGGUUCGCUGCUAUUAUGUGCGAAUCCUGGUCCUUCAUUUGUGUGCGACAUUGAGGACCACUUUCCCGUUCUCGCCGAUCCUUAAUGCUGCGGAUUUAGAAGAGGAGGAAGCCCAAUGUGCAGCAUUGAUAGCGGCGUCUGUUCAGUACGCAGAGAAGCAGGAGCCGUUCCUGUUAGGCGCACUCAUCAUGCGGUUACCUCUCCAAGUGGCAUACGGUACUUGGUGGCGGAGAAUGACACAUGAUAGCAUGGAACAAGACCAGGUUUGGGAAGGAGAAAAAGCAACGUUCAUGGAAGAAUGGUGCGCGCAAAAGACGAACGCGUUUAUAGAGGUAUUGAAUGGGGACCACGUCUCGAAGCACAAGCUUCGAGCCAUGUACGUAGCAGCUGCGGAAGGCGGUCCAUGGGAAAUUUGCAAGCAGAAGGGGCCACUUGUAUAG